Molecule: messenger RNA, 2307 nt
Organism: Monascus purpureus
Lineage: Eukaryota; Fungi; Ascomycota; Eurotiomycetes; Eurotiales; Aspergillaceae
Source: the annotation of a GenBank genome assembly
AUGACGAUGUCCCGCCCAAGGGUAACAAUAACCCGUCUCACGCCUCGACGCGCGCUCGAACCGCGCGAGUCGAUGAACUGCAAGUCUUGUCGGAAGAGGAAGGUCGGUCUAUUCAUCUCCUAUACCUAUGUCGAUGUCGAUGUGGUGCUCACUGCCCAGGUCAAAUGUAACCGGACGAAACCCUGCGAGGCGUACGCCGUCCCUAAGAAACGCGGUCCGAAAACGGAUGUCAUUGAAGCUCUUGCCAAACGGGUUGAUGGGUUAGAGAAGAGGUUGCAUGGGGUCAAUAACAAUCAUUCGGAGCACUCCACCACCGUCACGGAUUCUACCAGGAGAGAGGACGAGUUUCUCCGCAUGAAUCCGCAAUUGAGGCAUUCGGAUCCCCUCGCGCAACAUGCCGAUACCCAUCGAGGCGUUUCUCGGGGGUCUUGGUGGAGUGGAUAUGACCCUUUCUCUUUUUCGGACAUGCAAUUGCAGAGUCCGAGUCCGGGUGCCGCUGUCUUGUCUGACUCCGUGCUUGAUCUGUACUUUGCCCGGUUGCAUGGCAAGCCAUAUUGGAUCCUGGAUGAAGCCGCCGUGAGACAAGGCCAUCGAUUGGGACAGUUGUCUGGCUGUUUGUCUUUGGCCGUGUAUGCUUUGACGAUAAGGUACACGGCGAGUUCUGGGGGUGUCUCUGAGCAGACGCUGCGGAUGGGCUUGGAGUAUGCACUCCAGGCUCGACGGAUGGUGGAUGUGGAUCAUCCCUGUAUUGAAAGUGUCCAGACUCUGUUGUUGCUGUCGCAGGCUUUCCUGGGGUAUGGUCUCGGGAAGAAGGCGUAUAUGACUUUCUCAAACUGCGCUUCGAUGGUCAUCGCCCUGGAUCUAUACCGUGAGUCGCCAGCAGAAAUCCCCCUGGCAGACCGGGAGCUGCGAAGACGUCUCUUCUGGACCUCGUAUAUCACGGACCGGUUCAUGACCUGCGACUCCAACAGACCAUGUCUCCUCGCCGACCACGCCGCCCUCCUGCGUCUCCCUUCAUCAGACAGUUUAACCGGCGGCGGAGACCUUUUCCACGCCAGCGCCAAUACGCAGUCCCAGUCCACAGCUCACCAGAGUGGCAUCAACCCAUGCACGCUUCUGAUAGAUAUAACCCGCAUCCUGGGCAUAGCAACCCGCUACCUAGCAACCGGUGGCGCAAAAGCCGACUCCAACCCCCCCUGGCACGCCCUCUCAACGCUCUCCAAGAUCGGACAGGAACUCGACGCGUGGACCGCAAGCGCGCGGGACACGUGCCUGUUCUCCCCGCUCGGCGCGUUAUUCGGACACCCCGAGAGCACGACGCUACUGCUCAGUAAACUGAUCUACCAUCUCGUGCACUGCUUGCUCUACCGGGCGUUUCUACCGAUGGACCUCGUCGAACUGCGCGGGUCGGGACAGCAUCAGUCGUGGCAGAUCGGGGUGACAAACCUGUGCUUCGUGCAUGCGAACGCGAUUGCGGAGUUGGUGGGCCUUGCCAGCACUGCUGGUGUUGGGUGCAGCGUGGAGUGGCCGGAUUUCGUGGGGCAUUGCCUAUUUGUUGCGGGGACGGUGCAUGUGCAUGGGGUUCUCUAUCAUAAGAGCGACAGCAACGGGGAUAAUGAUGGAGUCUUCUCAUCCAGCGCCGAGUUCCUUGCGAGGGAGAUGGCGGUCCUGUCCUGGCUACGCGGGUUCUGGGCAGGGUUGCGGUGGCAGCAGGAGAUGCUACAGACUAUCUACGCCUGCCAUGCGGAGCUUGUUCGCAGCGGUGGGAAGGGCUCGCGGUCCUCUGCUUUUCCUCUGGAACGCUUUCUGGACCGGUAUCCAGUACGGUUGGAGGGCGAGUAUGUGAGGGUGACGGCGGGGGACGGUCGGAUACCAACAUUCCCAUGCCCAUGCCCACCGGACUCCGGACCGUGCCCGACGUCAGCAUGCGCAUUGACAGCGUCUGCACGGCUGGCAAAUGAAUCGCACGCUAUCGACAGCAGCAGCACUAAUGCCGAUGCUAAUGCCAGCCCGUUGAGCUGCGGUUACCCACCGCAAACUUUAUUCGACAUCCGCGUGGCUGGUCUAACAGCGAAUACGCAUCCUCAUGCUAGUACGCAUCCUCAGUACGCUACAUUCCCGUUCGAAAGUACUAGUCGUGAGGGUAACGGGUCUGGAUCUGGAUCUGCAUUUGCUCCAGCUCCAUCUGAAUCGGCGGAAACGGAGCCGGAUCCCUUUCUUAGUCUGCUGGAGGAGUUGGUGGAGAAUGGGCUGGAGUCUGCACACAGCCCGAUUGGGAAGGUAGGGCUGCUGGAGCCUCUCGCUUAG